This is a messenger RNA of Thermothelomyces thermophilus ATCC 42464, 3394 nucleotides long. RefSeq lists its product as uncharacterized. Bases 166 to 3045 code for a protein of 959 amino acids. The record is from RefSeq and is a predicted model, not a curated record. The transcript is spliced from 3 exons. NCBI's taxonomy places the organism in Eukaryota, Fungi, Ascomycota, Sordariomycetes, Sordariales, Chaetomiaceae.
GCUGAGCAUAUUACUGGUAGCCCGACGACUGAUGGUACUAAAGCCUUCAAGGCUCUCAAUUACAACUCUUGCCCAGGGUCUUCGCUCCCUACGCCUCUCGGCUCAGCACAGAUGGGUACGCAAUACCCCCGGCAGGAUGCCGUUGUUUCGCCUUCAGCAAGCGACAUGGAAACGGCAGUCCCAAGCGAUGCUCAAAAACCAAAAGAAGCCACCAUUCCAAGCCCUGGCAGGCCUAUAUUGCCCACGGGUCAUACCACCAUAGCCAGCGUGGCGAAAGAGACCUUGCCAGAUUCUUCGUUGGAAGAUCCGAAUCCAGAAGGCGACAUCAGGGAAUCAUGGGUGUCGUUCGCUUCAACUGCUGCCAGCAGAGAUUCGGCCGUGCCCAGCCUCUUCUCCGCCAGAGCAUCCACCGCUUCAGCCGCCACCCGGUAUUCUGUGCGCCAGUCAGUGAUUGAAUCCGCUGACUCACGCUCUAAUCUUCCGGCAUACGCGGAAAAGAGGAAGGACAGCCAUCCUCAAAGCCCCAGGUACUGUUGCACGUUCUGUGACGCGGCCUUCGAUACAAAGACGGAGUGGAAGAUCCACGAGUUUGAGUUCCAUGACCGGCGGGAGCGGUAUAUGUGCAGAAACUGCUCAGCCGUCUUCUUGCGAGCGACCCUCUUGGCCGAGCAUCUUGAACACGACCACGGUCUUGAGCCUACAACCGGCGUGUCUGAACCGGUUGAGUACCGUCAUAUUCGAAGCGCCUGGGGCUGUGGGUUCUGCGGGGCGGGCUUUGAUUCUCGAACCGACUACUUAGAGCAUGUCGGCCAACACUACGACGAAGGAAAAGAAAUGGCCGCUGACUGGCAGCAUACUCGUGUCAUUGAGGGGUUGCUUCGUCAACCCAAAAUCGCCCCAGAAUGGCUGGCCUUGGUCACCAAGGAGGAACGUGCACGCGGCGCGAAGCUGCGGUUUCUCUGGGACCCUCACACGACUGGUCGGUCGACGGACGAAAGCGGGCCACAAUGUCUGCAAGACAUGCUGGAAUUCUUCGCUACGGGGACGAGGGGAGCAAAUGAGGUUACCGUGGUCGCUUUCAGCAGUGCUCACGUCAGGCUUGAGGAUAAUGUCAGCGAUCUGAUCAGUAGACUCUUCCUCCGGGACCCGAGGGCAAAGUCGACCGAGACGAGCCCUGAUCGCAUUCGAUUUUCCCCAGAACUGCAACCAAGCACUCCGGGAAUGGAGGACGAUGUGAUAUCCCCGAUGUCUCCGCUGCCCGCACCCUUGCGGUCACCUACGGCUCCUCCCCAAGUUCCGGGUCCAGUGCCUCCUCCGACUGGGUUGAGGCCGCAGGCCCCAUCCAUUUUUCCGCUGCCUUUCCGUUUGGCGGAAACCCUCAACUCCUCUAAACUAAGCGUCCUCCGGCACAUUGAGAGCUCCCGGUGUCUUGGACCAUCCAGCGAAGCUACAUCAGUCGGGUCGCUGGAGCGACAGGCACUCGAUAUGCUCCCUUUCCAGCCUUCUCGCGAUACUCCGCCCAUCUCGACUCAAGGAACGUCAGAGUCACGGCCCCGCCAUCUGCAGAGCACCGAGGAGAUAUCUUGGGCUAGUGACAAGAGAAAGGCGAUCAUAGCGGCAGCCUCACUGAAGCCACAUACCAGCUCAAGCACUCUCUCCACCCACACCAGGGAUAGCUCUCUUGGGUUUGGCGACAGCACGAGUGAAGUUUUGUCUGAUGAUAGCCUUUCCGAGCCGGAUUAUUGGGUAGAGCCUGGUGGGUUGCCCACGGCUACUAAGAGGUGGAGGAGCACGUUCCAGCAAACCGUGGACCGCGGCAUGGCACGUCUCUGGGUCCGGUAUAACAAGCAUUGGGAGGCUCUGGUAAGGCGGUGCGUUGGUGAGACAAGUACUGACACAGCGCAUUCCCUGGAGACUUCGAGACGGAUGCGCAAAGCUACCGCUUCACGCCAUGCGCUGAGCAAAGGGUUUCGUACGAAUAGGCUGAUGAGCCAGGAGGAGGAGGAGGGGGAAGACGAUGAAAACGACGGCUCCCGACCGGCAUCGUCCCUGUCCAAGCGCAGCUCAGGAACCGCAAAGAGGUUUGCGUGUCCCUUCAGGAAGCACAACCCGCUCAUUUACAACAUCCACGAUCAUGAGGUCUGCGCCAUUAGGUCGUGGUCAACGAUUUCCAGGUUGAAGGAGCACCUCUACCGCAGGCACUACAAAGCCCAUUGCCAAAGAUGCAAGCAAACCUUCAGCGAUGCCAGGAGGCUCGCUGAACAUGAAAUGUCGGUCGUAGCUUGUGAGGUCUUGGACGUGGCCCCUCCUAGCGAUAUCACCGCGGACCAAGAGAAGCAGCUUAAAUCGAGAAAACACACCGCGCGGCGGCAAACGGACGAGGAGAAGUGGAGAGACAUAUACCGGCUUCUCUUUCCAAAGGAAGAGAUUCCAUCACCAUAUCCCGAGGCUGCCGAUGACAUGGCACCCGCCAACUCCGAAUCCCAUGUCAAUCUCCAAUUUCAUCAUUUUCUGCUAAGUGAAAUGCCAGCUUUGUUCACCAGGACCGCCGAGGAACACGCCGGAAGGCCGCUUCAAGCUCAGGAAGGUCUGACGAUGGAGGCCAUUCCGGGCAUCAUCGAAGAUGCUCUACGAAAAGCGUUCCGGGCAUGGGAAGCUAGAGGUAGCGAUUUGCCGACGCGGGAGGCUUCGGUCGCAUCAAUGAGCUUCCUGCCUGAGACGCCGGCCUCACUCGCUUACAACUUUAACCAAUCGACGCGAACUCAGCAAGACGCACAGCCCCAAGCGAUGGAACACGGCUAUUCGCAAAGCCAUUAUGGCAACGCGAACUUUGCCGUCCGGGCUUCACAAACAACCACCAACCCCGACGACUCAGGGUUUGCCGACGGCAGCCUCUUCAUGUCCGGGCCGCCAGUCAACUUCAACACUUUCGCCCCGGAAUAUGGAAGGGCUGCUUGGGAUUCUGACUUUGGCCUGCUGGGAGUGGGCUCGUAUGGGACCGAUGUGAAUCACGGAACUCACUUCCAAGGUUUUCAGGACAGUUAGUGCUCACGGCUUCCUCCCUUUUUUUUUAUUGGAAUCUCAUCAUGCUCCUCUUCUAGCAAGCUAGCCGUUCAUAGCUUGUGUGGUUCGUGGUGCCUAUCCCAGCACGAGGAAGUACUAUAGGUCGAGGAGCGCAUUGUCAAAAUUCUCAAGCGCCAAAUGGGGUCCGCGUCCCGCGUAACACCCCUUCCCUCCCCGCGCGCGGCUUGGCUGUUAUCGGGGACAUCCCGGGUUAUUUGGACCUGAAAAGGCAGAUAGCAGGUCUGAUCUAGCCAGACUCCACCACACUUGUUGCAUCUUGGCCUCUACAGCUGUUGGCGAAUACUAUAAUGAGAUCUCUCUUGCAGCCAUG